Molecule: messenger RNA, 930 nt
Organism: Cariama cristata (Red-legged seriema)
Lineage: Eukaryota; Metazoa; Chordata; Aves; Cariamiformes; Cariamidae
Product: zinc finger protein 239-like
Exons: 2
Coding region: 1-930 (309 amino acids)
Biological process (GO): regulation of transcription by RNA polymerase II
Molecular function (GO): DNA-binding transcription factor activity, RNA polymerase II-specific; RNA polymerase II cis-regulatory region sequence-specific DNA binding
Source: RefSeq, a predicted model, not a curated record
AUGGGAGGAGAGAAGGAGCUGUGCGUGGCCAUUUUCAAGGAGAUCGCAGGAAGGGAUCUCCUCACUGACAUCUCCAAAGAUGAUGAAGGCAAUAGUGGGAAUGAAGGUGAUGGUCCCCUGGCAGAUGAUCCCGAGAACAUGAAACAAUAUGAGUCAUUACUGGAAGCAUUUGAAGAUAAUGCUUUCCAGAGAUGUAGCAAGGCAGAGGCCUCUGAGAGCCAGCAUGUGUUGGAAAUGCACUGGAGGGACCUCAUUGGGGAGAGACAAGAUGACAGCAUUCAUCUAGAAAAUGCCCUUGAGGGCCUCCAUGGCAUCCUUCUCCACCCAGAAGAUGCUAUAGGAGACAAUCACUCUGGAUACAGUGAGUGUGAGGAAAUUGUCAGUCAGACCUCAAAUCUUCAGCAGCGUGAGACAUCUCAGACAGAGAAACCCCACAAAUGUCCCAAAUGUAACAAGGGCUUCAGGUGGUGCUCUGAUUUAAUUAAACACCAGAGAACCCACACAGGUGAGAAGCCCUUCAUAUGUGGUGAGUGUGGGAAAAACUUCAGGGUGAGCUCCCACCUUAUCUCCCACAGAAGAAUGCACACAGGAGAAAGGCCCUACCCUUGUCUCAAAUGUAGGAAAAGCUUCAGCCAAAACUCUCACCUUAGAAAUCACCAGAGAGUCUACACUGGUGAGAGGCCAUUUGAAUGUGUGCAAUGUGGAAAAGGCUUCAGUGAUCUCUCAACGCUUGCCCAGCACCAGCGAACCCACACGGGUGAGAAGCCCUAUAUGUGUCCCCAGUGUGGGAAGUGCUUCAAACAGAGUGCUCACACCAACAGACACCAGCAAGUCCACACAGGAGAAAAACCCUUUAGGUGUACUGAGUGUGGGAAGUGCUUCCAAAACAAGAUACACCUCAAGCAGCACUGUAAACUACACCUGAAAUAG